UUGAGCGAGCGAUUGUAAUUCCGAAAGGCAUUGAUCUUCAUGCCAAGCGAAACUCGGAGGAUAUUUUCUCUUGGCAUUUUAUUGCACAUUUAGUCUCGUUUGAAAAGCCACGAGUGUCAUGGAUCUACUCCUUGAUUGCAAUGGACAAGUUUUUUUACUGAGAUCUUUUUGGGUUUGGCUCUGUUUAGUCUGGUUAGGAUCGUAUCUCCCACAAUCGCAGUCAGCAAAUCUGCAAUGGCAAACUCAACCAGUAGAACAAACUGUGAAUGAAGGCAACACUGCCAAUUUUUCUUGUUCGGCGACAUACUCUAAAAAGAUACAUGGGUACGAUUGGGAAUUAAACAAUCAGUCUUUACCGAGAGACAGUCGCUUUACCAAAAAGGACGAUGGUAGAACGUUAGAAAUAUCUAACGUUAAGUUUGAGGAUCGAGGAAAUUAUAGAUGUGUGGCCAUCAGGAAAGGUAAAUCUUUAGGCAAGAGUCAGAACGCGGCCUUAAAUGUCAAAGGAAUUUGCUCAGUGAUUCAAGCAACCAUUAAGCCCUCGGGCAAAAAAUUCUUAACAGGGACUGAUUUACAACUAAGAUGUAAAUGUUACAUUUAUCCGCCGGGGACAUAUGUUUGGCAAAAAGAUGGGAAAGAGGUUGUCACCAAUGCAAGAGUUAUGAUCAGUCGCAACAAACUGUUUAUCAACAAUGCAACUGAAAGCGACAGUGGUGAUUACUCUUGUUCAGCAACCACGCAGGAUGGGUCAGUUACCAAAGUGGCACCAUCUAUGUUGUCUGUAACUGUUGUUGUUGGACGAGAUCCUCAAUUUCAAGUUCGUCCUCCAAAGGAGAGAAUAGUUACACAGGGUAGCCAAGUAGUCCUCCCUUGUAAAGCUAUCGGCAGCCCAACUCCUGAAAUUAAGUGGUAUGCAGGGAGUGCUCGUAACCCAUUGCAAAGCUCAUCUAAAUACACAGUUCAUGAUAAUGGAACACUAGUGAUAACCAAUUUUAACAAACAGUAUGAACAAAAAUACAAGUGUACAGCAACAAGCUUGGCUGGGGAAAAGACUGCAGAAAGCACUUUGAUAAUUGCCUACUUGAAUGAUGUUACCCUAGAGCAAACCAAAGUUUAUGUUUUGCUUAAUGACCCUUUGGAAAUAGUGUGCAAUCCACCUAAAGCAAAGCCAACUGCGUCAAUAACAUGGCUCAAGGAAGGGGGAGGAGAUCUGCCAAAGAGAUUUGAUACAAAAGGUUGUUGUAUUCUUCGGAACAAUAAAACAAAGCUUAGUGAUGCUGGAAGUUACACUUGUACAGCAAAAAACCAGGCUGGAAAUAAAUCAGAAACUGUUGAAAUUAUAGUUGCUGUGCAACCAAAGAUUGCCUCAAAACCCAGAAACCAAUCCCUUAAAGAAGAUGAAAAAGCUGUUCUUGAUUGCAAAGCUAAAACCACACCAGCCCCCAAUAUAUCGUGGUACAAAGGUGACAAACCUGUAAAGGUGGACCAGAAGCGGAUUUUUCAAUUUACAAAUGGAACUCUAGUCAUAAACAAAGUUAUGCCAGAUGAUUUAGGAUGGUACGAGUGUACAGCCGAUGUAGCAUCUUGGUCAGACAGUGCUGAGGCUAAUGUUCAUGUAAUGGGUAAGUAAGGCAACGUCUUGACUGACGAUUGGAUCGUCUUACAUGGAAUUGUUCUGUGUUCUGUGUGAACCUGUAUUAAGCUGUCAACCGCAGGAUUCCAGCUAAAGUGAAGGUAACCCUAUAAACUCUAACACUAGUGUGGGGAUGUGGAUUCUCUAUGAAUUGUUUUGGUACAGACCAGGAAAUUGUGAUCAAGAGCUUCUUCAAGUGAUGUCUGUACCACAAAGGAGACUAAAUGGCCAAGUAGAGCUUUAUCCUCUUGAUUUUUGAUUCUUGGCCUGUUGAUUUGGAGUAUCGGCUGCUUGAGUUGAAAUCUUGGCCUCAUGAUUUGGAGUCCAGGUUAAAGAUAAUGAAACUAUUUUAGAAA
Messenger RNA from Stylophora pistillata, 1989 nucleotides. RefSeq names its product inactive tyrosine-protein kinase 7-like. Gene Ontology annotation, cellular component: membrane. Lineage: Eukaryota; Metazoa; Cnidaria; Anthozoa; Scleractinia; Pocilloporidae. Gene Ontology annotation, molecular function: ATP binding; transmembrane receptor protein tyrosine kinase activity. The record is from RefSeq and is a predicted model, not a curated record. Gene Ontology annotation, biological process: cell surface receptor protein tyrosine kinase signaling pathway; cell-cell adhesion; protein phosphorylation.